AUGCAGAAAUGGGCAACUCUCUGUAGAUCACAUUUAGCAGAAGCAAAGUGGUUUUACAGUGGAUACAUUCCUACAGUGGGCGAGUACCUGGAAAAUGCUUGUGUUUCAGUGGGUGGUCCUGCAGCCAUGUUUCAUGCCUAUAUUCUGCUUGGUUGCACCUUAACAAAAAAUUCUAUUGAUUGUUUCAAGAAUGGCUCAGAGAUAAUAUAUUGGUCAUCCCUCAUUACUCGACUUAGCGAUGAUUUAGGGACUUCAGAGGCUGAGAGCAAGAGAGGUGAUGUGGCAAAAUCCAUCCACUGCUACAUGGUACGAGAAGGCAUAACCGAAGUACAAGCAAAACAGUGCAUAAAGGAAUUAAUCAACUAUUCAUGGAAAAAAUUGAACAAAGAGAGUGCCAAAAAUUCGUUGCCAAGAUCAAUGGUAAAUAUGUCACUAAACAUGGCCAGAACUGCUCAGUGCAUCUACCAACAUGGAGAUGGAAUAGGAACAUCGACUGGAACCAUUAAAGACCAUUUAACCUCCUUAAUUGUUAAAGCAAUCCCUAUUGAAGAAACUUCUUGUAUGAUUUGAUUAUAAAGAUCCAACAUGUCUAUCUCUUGUAGGCUUCAUGGGCUUGUAGUUUUUCCAUUAAUUGGAAGA
This is a messenger RNA of Quercus lobata, 639 nucleotides long. Its product is annotated as probable terpene synthase 9. NCBI's taxonomy places the organism in Eukaryota, Viridiplantae, Streptophyta, Magnoliopsida, Fagales, Fagaceae. The transcript has 3 exons. Bases 1 to 570 code for a protein of 189 amino acids. Gene Ontology annotation, biological process: terpenoid biosynthetic process. Gene Ontology annotation, molecular function: magnesium ion binding; terpene synthase activity. The record is from RefSeq and is a predicted model, not a curated record.